Phycomyces blakesleeanus NRRL 1555(-) is the source of this 930-nucleotide messenger RNA. RefSeq lists its product as hypothetical. Gene Ontology annotation, molecular function: DNA binding. The coding region runs from base 1 to 930 and encodes 309 amino acids. The record is from RefSeq and is a predicted model, not a curated record. The transcript has 5 exons. Lineage: Eukaryota; Fungi; Mucoromycota; Mucoromycetes; Mucorales; Phycomycetaceae.
AUGAGUAAAGUCUCAUUUGAAAAGCUUUACAACAUCGUUAAAGGACAUUAUUUGUAUAAGUCAUCGCCAAAUGCUCCACAAACCAAUGUAAAGUUUCAGCUUACCAUUGUUUUUGAGCAGCUGGGAAGUGAUAGCAAUGCAGCAUCAUACAGCAGAAUUGCUAGAAGAUCUGAUAUAUCAACUUAUCAACAAAUGCGAUUGUACUCAAAACAAAUAGAGGGAAGUACAAGAAAUUUUCUCUUUCGUUUUUUCAGAGUCAUGAUGUCAAUAGAGCACAAAUCUGUGUACUGGCCUUCUGAAUUGAAGAAACAACAUAUCAUUGUUAUGUAUGAGCUUGGUGAUGAUAUGAUGAUAUCAUGUAAUGUCUGUUUCUCUACCAUUAUCUUCUAUGAUUUAGUUUUUAUGUUUUUAGUGUUAUUGACUAGAGUCUUAGUAUUUGUCUUAGACUCUGUGAUUUUGCAAAAGAAGUACCCAAACCAUUACUUGUGGAUAAGUGAAAUAUUUUCAACAAGCCUAUACCAAGAGUUUGAAGCACAACUUUCUGGUGCCAUUGGUGAAUCAACCAAGAAGUUUCAAGUGAGUGACUGUAUUCAAGUUGUUGCAUCAGAGAUAGCUGCUGCUAUAAGUGUAGGCCUAGAGACUAGAAAUGUACUAGUUGAAAUCUUUUUACAAGCUUUGUUUUGUCUAUGCAAUGAUCCUUCUCAAAUCCGAAAAUGCCUUGAAAAUGUCUUACAGACACAAUCUCCCACAUCCUCUGGCCACACUGCUCCUUCUGUUCCCUCCGUUACUUCUGCUUCCCUUGGUCCCUCAGUCCCGUCUGCCCCGUUUGCUCUCUCAAGCUUUACCCAAGUUACAAAUCCAGACAAUAAUGAAGAGAUACUACCAUAUUAUAAAAUGAGCCAAAAAAUUCUACCUGUAACAGAUAUGUGA